This is a messenger RNA of Aspergillus luchuensis, 699 nucleotides long. RefSeq lists its product as uncharacterized. NCBI's taxonomy places the organism in Eukaryota, Fungi, Ascomycota, Eurotiomycetes, Eurotiales, Aspergillaceae. The record is from RefSeq and is a predicted model, not a curated record. The transcript has a single exon. Bases 1 to 699 code for a protein of 232 amino acids.
AUGCUUGAACAGCAACAAACGUGGCUCGUCAAUGGCCUGCAAGAAAUGUACCGUCGCGCCUUGGAGGGUGAAGGCUGGCCGGGAGAGCCCUUGAAAUGCGAGCCCAACGGCCAUCCUCUAACACACGAUCUGCUUACGCGACUUGGCGCCUUGGACCAGACCAAGGGUGAGCGCUUCGAAGAGAACACUGAGGCUAUGCAGCAAGAUCUCUGGAGGCAGAAUUCCGGACACAUGCAACGCCAGGAGUCAUCCGACGGUAGCUCAGAAAGUGCGCAGUCGCCUAUCAUGCCCUCCCGCUUCUCAGACCCGUUUGCUCGUCAGCUCUCGAGUACGCAAUCCAGCUUUAGCACACCGUCCCAAACGCAAGGCCCCACUAUCAAAUCAGAGCCUCAAAUGGCACCGACAAAUCCCGCCUUCGUUGCCCCCAUGACCAUGCAAGGCGUCGUGAAUCCCCUCGCCCUCCAGACCCCGCAACAGUGGCCCAACAAUAACUUUGGCGCUUUCGACGACAUGGAUCUAAUAGGCGCAUCCGAUUAUACGAAUCUGUCCUUUGACGAUCAGGUUCCCUCGCCGAUGUUCAACCGUCAAUUACCGAUGAGCUGCAUGCUUUCCUCUUCGUCGUAUAUGGACACCAAAGGCGACUAUGAAGACAUCAAUCAGUUCUUGAAUGCCAAUGCGCCCGAGAUCGCAUCGACCUGA